This is a messenger RNA of Racocetra fulgida, 289 nucleotides long. The record is from the annotation of a GenBank genome assembly. Lineage: Eukaryota; Fungi; Glomeromycota; Glomeromycetes; Diversisporales; Gigasporaceae.
GAAGAUAUAGGCGUAUCAAAUCUUAAACAAUUAGUGGACCCCACUCAAGAUGAAGCUGUAGAGCAAUGUAGUCAAAAAAAUUUUGGAACUAAUUAUGGCAAAAAGGAUAUUUACUUGGCUGAAAAUGAUCAAUCUAGAAAUUCAACAGACAGCCGCCACAAAAAACUAUUGACAUUAGAUGGCAUGGAUAUAGUUCACCAAGAAGCGAGCCUAUAUAAUAAAAAAAUGCAAGAAAGCUCAGGUCAAAAAGUUUCUGAGGAGAAACUAGAAGAUAAUUAUUGUGAUUGUG